AUGACCAGACAAUAUUCACUAUGGAAAUUGGAGCCAGUGAGUAAACAAAUCAUACAAAAAUUGGGCGAACCAAUUGCAAAAGGAGGCGCUGAUUUGAGUCUUGAUCAAGUUUCUUCAUUAGAUAGCAAAACUCUCUACACCAUUGCAAGUGAUUUAGCCUCAUUCAAGGAUGAACUCGUGGCUAUCCAAAACAUGAAAAAUCUUGACACCACUUUGUGCACGAAAGUUGUCAAGUGGGUCAAUCAAUUUCUACUACAGGACAAGAUUCAAGUUAAGAAAUUCACUUUUCCUACACCGUCUUCAUUCUCUCCAGACAAUAUUGAAGAAAUGGCCGCUGAAGAUGAAUUAGACAAAAAAUAUCUUCAAAGCAAAAACUUACACAAAAGUGAGAAGGCAUUUCUCGAUGAUUUAUUGAACAACUACACUCUAAAAGAUUUAACAAAACCUUCCCCGAUAGCCACGGAUAAAAUGAGUUUUAAAAUGAAACACCGUGAAGAGACAAUCAAAUUAGUAGUGAGUGUAGCAAAGGAACAUUUGAAUUUCAAAAAAGGAGGGAAUAAGCAAGGUUUAAACUUUUUCAUUGCAAAAGGAGGAAGCGGAAGUGGAAAUCACGAAAUUUUAACGGAAUACCAACAUUAUGCGCAAAGCAACAGAAUGGAUGCUAUUUCCAAAAACACACAGAUUAUUUAUUUUAACUUUGUUGUAAAUCACAGAAAGAUGGUUGGUAAAACGGAUUAUUUAUUCUUCGCCGCGUGUGCGUGCGCAUGUCUAAUAGUUGAAUAA
Naegleria lovaniensis is the source of this 783-nucleotide messenger RNA. RefSeq lists its product as uncharacterized. The coding region runs from base 1 to 783 and encodes 260 amino acids. The transcript has a single exon. The record is from RefSeq and is a predicted model, not a curated record. NCBI's taxonomy places the organism in Eukaryota, Heterolobosea, Eutetramitea, Acrasida, Naegleriidae.